Messenger RNA from Coccidioides posadasii C735 delta SOWgp, 1208 nucleotides. RefSeq lists its product as uncharacterized. Gene Ontology annotation, biological process: beta-D-galactose catabolic process via UDP-galactose, Leloir pathway; glucose metabolic process. NCBI's taxonomy places the organism in Eukaryota, Fungi, Ascomycota, Eurotiomycetes, Onygenales, Onygenaceae. Gene Ontology annotation, molecular function: aldose 1-epimerase activity; carbohydrate binding. The record is from RefSeq and is a predicted model, not a curated record.
CAGCCGAGGGUCACGAAGCCGCAUAUAACAUGGAACUAACACGGAAAAGAGCCUUCUUCCUUGAGAGGUCUUCCACUACAAUGUCACUCAUCAGAUAUCGACUUUUCAUAGGAUCUUCUCUGCAACUCUGAUUGCUGGAAGUCUCUCGACGCGAGUAUCCUUCCCGGAAACGAGGUUUAUCUAUUGAAACUAUCAUGUCUUCGUCAGAUGAAAAGGCGGCUUUUACAUUCCUCCCGCUUGGCGGUAUCAUCCAAGAAUUUCGUGUGGAAGGCCACAACCUCGUUCUCGGGUUCCCUACUGAGAAGUUAUACCAGAAAUACCAUGCUCCUUAUUUUGGAGCUACGAUUGGCCGCACUACGAACCGGUUGAAAGAUGCAGUUAUCAAUAAUGUCAAUGGAAGAUCAUACAAUAUCACAACUGCCAGGGGACCGCACUCCAUUCACGGGGGAAAACAUGGGUGGAAUACUAAGACAUUCUCGGGCCCAAAGCCUGUAAAUCGAAACGGUAAGGAGGGUUUGGAGUUUAGAUAUAUGAGUAAGGACGGCGAAGAGGGGUACCCGGGAACCGUUGAAUUGAGAGUUUGGUAUACCGCAGCUGAAGAGAACGAAGAAGGCCAGCCACAAAAAACAGUCCUUGAGGUUGAGUACGAAGUUGAAUUUGUGGGGGAUGAAUGUGACGAGACCGUUGUUGGGGUCACGAACCACAGUUACUUCAAUCUAGGUAAUGGUCCGACAAUCGAAGGCACUGAAGCCGUGUUGGAAACGGAUAAUUACCUUUCUACCGACCCCGAGGGCAUACCUACCGGUACCAUUGAGCGAUAUACCUCAACAGAAGUCAAGAAGCCAUUUUUUAUGAACGCCACUACCCCGGAUAUCGACGAGUGCUUCGUUAUGGAUACGGACCCAUCGUCUAUUCCGCUGGACACUAGAUCUCGCCCGAUGAGACUGCUUGCUUCUUUCAAACACCUUGUAACUUCUUUUCACCUGGAAGUUUAUAGCACCGAGCCGGCCUUUCAAUUCUAUACUGGCAAGUAUAUCAAUAUUCCCGCAGUGUCUGGCUUGCCAGCGCGGGGACCAAGGUCAGGGUUCUGUGUGGAACCCAGUCGUUAUGUCAACGCUCCGAACGAACCAGAAUGGAGAAGUAUGUGCGUGUUGAAAAAAGGUCAGAAAUGGGGUGCCAAGUCUAUGUACAGGGCAUGGAAACAAUAG